GAGGGCUUUUGCCUCGCUAUAGUCACGUGACGGCGCCAUCCGGGUCCUUUGCCUUCUCUCCCUCUGCCCAACAUGGCGGCUUCAGUCUGAAGAGUGACUUUUAUAUGCCUUUGAAAUGCACCAGACUGCACCAUUAUCUGCAGGUAUUAUCCAAAAUAAGCCGGAAGCUAAAAAGAAGAACAAGAAGGGGAAAACCCUUACUCUGACGGACUUUCUGGCAGAGGAUGGUGGCAGCGGUGGUGGCGGUGGAACCACCUUUAUUCCAAAACCAGUCAGCUGGGCCGAUGAGACAGACGACCUGGAAGGAGAUGUUUCCACCACUUGGCAUAGUAAUGAUGAUGAUAUGUACCGAGCCGCACCAAUUGACCGGUCCAUCCUGCCCACUGCACCUCGGGCUGCUCGGGAACCCAAUAUAGACAGAAGCCGUCUCCCAAAGUCGCCCCCGUACACUGCCUUUCUGGGAAACUUGCCCUAUGAUGUGUCAGAAGAGUCCAUCAAGGACUUCUUCAGAGGACUCAACAUAAGUGCUGUGCGUUUGCCCCGGGAACCUACUAACCCAGAAAGGUUGAAAGGUUUUGGUUAUGCCGAGUUUGAAGACCUGGACUCCUUGCUCCGGGCUCUGAGCCUCAAUGAAGAGUCUCUAGGGAACAGAAGGAUACGAGUGGAUGUUGCUGAUCAAGCUCAGGAUAAAGACAGGGACGAUCGCUCCUUCGGCAGAGAUCGUGAUCGCAACCGGGACUCGGAGAGAUUCGAGACUGACUGGAGGGCUCGUCCUGCUACUGAUAGCUUUGAUGAUUACCCUCCACGCAGGAGCGAGGAUAGCUUUGGAGACCGGUAUCGGGACCGCGAUCGUUACAACGAUUCGGACCGGUAUCGCGAUGGCCCUCGCAGGGAUAUGGAUCGCUUUGGGGGCAGAGAUCGUUAUGAUGACCGUAGUAGAGACUACGAUAGAGGAGGCUACGAUUCCAGGGUGGGCAGUGGCCGGAGAGCCUUUGGCACUGGGUACCGUCGGGACGAUGACUUCAGAGGGGGAGGUGACCGUUACGAAGAUCGAUAUGAAAGGAGGGACGACAGGGUGGACAGGUGGAGCUCCCGGGAUGACUACGCCCGGGAUGACAUUCGUCGCGAUGAUAGAGGUCCCACUCAGAGGCCAAAACUGAACCUGAAACCGCGCAGCGCCCCCAAGGAGGAAGACUCCUCGGUGGCCCCUGCCACUCAGUCCAGCCGCGCAGCCUCGAUCUUCGGGGGUGCCAAGCCUGUGGACACGGCCGCAAGGGAGCGUGAAGUGGAAGAGCGGCUACAGAAGGAGCAGGAGAAGCUGCAGCGUCAACUGGAGGAUGAUAAACCAAGGCUAGAAAGGCGGCCCCGAGAGAGGCACCCCAGCUGGCGUAGUGAAGAGAACCAGGAGCGAUCACGGACAGGGAGCGAGUCCUCGCAGACUGGGAGCACAGGCCCGUCCGUGGGAACUGGCCCAACAGGAAGAACCACCCGAAGGAGGGAGAGUGAGAAGUCCUUGGAAAAUGAAACCUUCAGCAAAGAGGAUGAUGCUCCAUCUCCAACCUCCAAGACCCCCAAGGAAGAGAAGCUCCCUCUGAAAGUGAUGCCAGCACCACCGCCGAAGGAGAACGCUUGGGUUAAACGCAGCAGCAACCCCCCUGCCCGCUCCCUGAGCUCUGACACGGAGCAGCACUCUCCCACAAGCAGCAGCCAGGCAGCACCAGCCCAGCUGUCGGAGGAUAGAGCACCACCUAAGAGUGCUUCCAGGAAAGGAGAUGAGAACAAACCAGAUGAGGGGAAGGAGAGCGUUCCAAAAGCUCGAGGUGGCCCAGGAGACGGAGGCAGCAGAGAUCAUUGGCAAGAUUCAGAUAGGAAAGAAAGCAAGAACGAUCAUGACUCGCAAUCUGCAUCUGAGCCAAAGAAACCCGAAGAGAAUACAGCCUCUAAGUUCAGCUAUGUUAGCAAGUACGCUGCUCUGUCAGUGGAUGGUGAAGAUGAAGUGGAGGAAGACAAUUACACUGAUUAAAGUCUCCAGACCCUGUGCUGUCUCCUAGCCGAUCACCACCCAGGAACAUAGGAAAAGCAAACCAAACCAGAUGAGACAGAAAUAAAAUGUAAAACUCAA
Molecule: messenger RNA, 2122 nt
Organism: Caretta caretta (loggerhead turtle)
Lineage: Eukaryota; Metazoa; Chordata; Testudines; Cheloniidae
Gene: EIF4B
Product: eukaryotic translation initiation factor 4B
Molecular function (GO): RNA binding
Source: RefSeq, a predicted model, not a curated record